AUGACCUCUCCGUCCUCUCCUCCCGCUCCGGCGGACCGCCGCCGCAGGCACACGAUAUACCAUGGCCAUCGCCGCGCGUCCCCGCACCGCCCCACCGUCCGCGGCGGCCCCAUCACCCACCUCCGCGCCACCGACCCCGGACGCCGCCCCUCCCCCUCCCCCUCCUCCGCCGCCCCCUUCCGCCUCCCAGACUGGGACCCCACAUCCCCAUCGCACUCCCCUCACUCGCCGCCCACUCUGCCGCACUCCAUACCCGCCGCCUCCCGCCGCCUCUCCCCGCUCGCGCGGUUCCUCCUCGACGCCCUCCGCCGGCACCAGCGCUGGGGCCCUCCCGUCGUCGCCGACCUCUCCAAGAUCCGCCGCGUGCCGCCCACGCUCGUGGCCGAGGUCCUCAGCGCGCGCCCGCCGCCGCCUCCCCCGCUCGCCCUCCCCUUCUUCCACUGGGCCGGCCGCCAGAAGGGCUUCCGCCACUGCUUCCCCGCCUUCCACGCCCUCGCCUCGCUCCUCUCCGACGCGGGCCUCCCGGGCGCCGCCGACCAGCUCCCCGACCUCAUCCGCGCCCACGGCAAGCCCGUCUCCCACCCUCAGCUCACCCUCCUCGUCCGCCUCCACACGGCCGCGCGACGGCCCCUCCGCGCGCUCUACACGCUCCGCAGGUUUCGCCACGAGUUCUCCGUCCAGCCGCAGGUCCACGCCUGCAACCGCGUCCUGGGCGCCCUGGCCGCCGCAGGGCAUGUCGACGACGCGCUCAAGCUGUUCGAUGAAAUGUCCGACGGUGCUGCUGGUGUGAAGCCCAUGCCUGUCACGUUUGCGAUCAUUGUCCGCGCGCUGGGCCAGGCAGGCAUGACGGACAGGAUCCUAGAGAUGAUUGCAAGGAUGCGGGACGAGGUGUGCCGGCCGGACGUGUUUGUGUACACCGCUCUCGUCAAGACCAUGGUGCGCAGGGGGCACAUGGACGGUUGCAUCAGGGUGUGGGAGGAGAUGGGGAGGGAUGGUGUGGAGCCAGACGCAAUGGCAUAUGCUACAAUGGUUGGGGGGCUAUGCGAUGCUGGGAUGCUAGAGGAGGCUGCUAACUUGUUCGAGGAGAUGAGUAAAAAGGGGCUGUUGGUUGACCGGGCUGUGUAUGCGUCGCUCAUCGAUGGUUAUGUUGCUGCUGGGAGGGUUGGGGAUGGCUGUAGAGUGUUGAAGGGGAUGGUAGAUGCUGGCUACCGUGCUGACCUCGGAACAUACAACACGCUCAUUGCCGGGCUGUGUGAUAUAGGUCGGGAGGACAAGGCGUAUAAGAUGUUUCAGAUUGUCCUUCAGGAGGAUCUCGCGCCAAGCUCUGAGACGGUUUCACAGUUGCUACUUUGCUACGCUGAUAAGGGUGAGAUGGCUAUCUUUUUUGGAUUAGUCGACAAAUUGGUCGAGCUGGGCUUGCCUGUCGUAGAAUUUUUAGCGGACUUCCUGAGGCUCUUUGCAUGCAAGGACGGAAGGGAAUUGAAGGCUGUGGAAGUGUUCAAGGCUUUGAGACAAAAAGGUUAUUGCAGUGUUAGCAUUUACAACAUUCUUAUCGAGAAUCUACUCAAGAUCAAGGAGAGGAAGAUAGCUCUAGCACUGUUUGAGGAAAUGAAAGUUUCAGAUGACUGCAAACCAGAUUCAUGUACGUAUAGUCAUAUGAUCCCUUGUUUUGUGGAUGAAGGAACUAUUCAAGAGGCUUGCUCCUGCUACAACUCCAUGAUGAAGGCAGAAUGGACACCAAGCAUUUCUGCCUAUUGGUCUCUCGUGAAAGGGCUAUGCAAGGUUGGGGAGAUAAAUGCAGCUGUUUCACUCGUAACAGAUUGUCUUGGAACUGUAGAGAAUGGGCCAAUGGAGUUCAAGUACACCUUAACUAUUAUUGAAGCUUGCCGGUCUAAAAGCCCAGAGAAGGUCAUGAAAGUGGUGGAUGAGAUGAUUGAGUUAGGUUACUCAAUAGAAGAGCUUGCCUUCUCUGCUAUCAUCUAUGGCUUCUGCAAGCAUGCAACUUCAACUGGAGCUAGACAAGUGUUCUCUGUUAUGAGAGAUCGGAAUAUUAUUUCAGAAGCUAAUUUUAUUGUUUACGAGGAUAUGCUCAAUGAGCACCUCAAGAAGGUCACUGCAGACUUGGUGAUAUCUGGAUUGAAGUUUUUCAACCUUGAAUCAAAACUGAAAUGGAGAAGCAGAAUUGAUUGAAAUAUAUUUGUACAGAUAUUAGUUACUUGGAAGAUCCCUAGCUGGACAAGCGUGUGGGCCUCGUACUGGAUAUAUUGACUAGCUAGGAUCUCUCAUUGGGCAUUUGGGCUUACUGGUAAAUGAGGCUGGUCACAUUUACCUCGUUGUUGCUUACCUGCAGACCGGCCUUUCCCAGCAGAAGACAUCGACCACACUAAACCACAAAAGUAAGUAAUGUAUUGUGGAAGUAUACAAAUUCUCUAAUUGGCAGUCAAGGCAGCGUUGGUGAAUGGCCUUAUAGUGUAUAGGCACUGUUCAACCUAUUUAUAGAGCAAUAUGUAGUCUACAAAGCUGGUUCCGACUGAGUUUGUUGCGUUAUUUUUUCAACCAAACCGGAAAUUAUUAAAAGGUCUGAACAGCGUGAGGUGUGUUAAACCAGACAUAAGUAUGGGGAGAACAAGAUAUGAAUUGUGUUAUCCAUUAGCCAAUCUUUAGUUCUUAUCCCUGUACCUGCCCUGAAGCAAUCCACCAUCAUGCAGUUGAUGCUAUCAAGAAACGAAAAAAGGACUAAUAUAUGCACAUCAUAUAUGGUUUCAGAAAAUAAUCUGUUUUUAAGUUUAGAAAAGAAGCUUGUAUAUCUCUCUACAUUCAAAAGUUAGACUUAGGACCUUGCACUUGAAGAAAAUAUGCAUCAGCUGACCCCUUUACUUUCAGAAGCAAAAUCAACUACUGAUAAUUGUAGAAGUUCAAUGCUAGGCUCCCUUGGUUUGUGGCGGCAUUAUUUAUCUUCAGUUUAUGAGCCUAUGUUUAUAUAUGGAAAGGUUCAACUAAUUGAGGUAUUUGGCAACUCGUUUAUCCCUUUAAUGUCAUCUGUAUUCUUUUUUGGAUUUUGUGAAAAAUAACUUCCUCUACAUUGUCUGAGGUUCAUUUUGUCAUACCUAUAUUUAUAUGAUGGAACUCAUCUAUGCCCCUGGUCCCUUGAUUAAAAAAUGAGACCAACCAGGACUAGCCCUUGGUGGCAUAUAUUUUUAUAUAGAAGAAGACUCCUUGGUGAGAAUUCCAGAAAUUCGCGCCCGGCAUGAUUUAAACUCUGGUUGUUGGGUGAGCCACUGCUAUCUCAACCACUAGGCCUCUGCCCGGUCCUCAGCCCCUGGUCCCUUGAUUACUUACAUAAGUCAACGUAAUAUCGCUUGACUAUUCUUACAGUUGGUUAAGUUUUAACUUUGAGAUGGCUAAUCUCGCUUUCAUGCAAUUGCUGGAGCACCACCGUACGAUGACAAAGUUCUGUUUUUAAUAUUGGUUAAUAUGUGGUAAAAUGGUUUGACUGAUGUUAAAGACUGUAGCGACUUCAUGAAAAUAUUAUAGGAAUUCAAUCGUCAGGUUCCUUUUUUUCACAAUGAUCCAUAUAGAAUACAGAGCUUUGGGCAUCAUCAGAAAGAGGUCAAAAAACAACAUAGCCAGCUGGUGGAGCAAAUGAGAUCCUGUGGUGCUACCUGCAAGGUUGAUGCAGAGUGUGGUCUUCAAUUGGCUACCUAUUUUGCAAGUUGGACAUGGGGGUAGCUGUUGCCAUAUAGCGUAAGGUAUAACCGUUGACGCAUGUUGAUGUCAAUUCGCUGCUAUGGAUGUAAGUUUGUGUACAUCUCUAUUGAUUGCCACCAAAUCACCAAUAAUUUUGUGGGUGUAGUAGUACAUGCUGUUGUGGGAAGUUGUAGCCUUGGACAUGCAAUGGUAGACGCUGUUGUGGGACCUUGUAGUCUUGGACAAAUGUUUAGAUGGUAUGGAUUAAUAAGAAUACAAAAAUGUCCAGUUUUCGACUUUGAACUCUGGCAGAAGUUUACUUUUCAACCAUGAACUCUUUAACUGUUUCAAAUGCAACCAUGAACUGGUUUUUGCUAACAUGGAUGCGAUGUGUGUCCACUGCACUGCUAGGUUGUUGCCAUGCCAUGAAGUUCCAUGUUGUAAUACAA
Messenger RNA from Lolium rigidum, 4136 nucleotides. Its product is annotated as pentatricopeptide repeat-containing protein At4g20740. The record is from RefSeq and is a predicted model, not a curated record. The coding region runs from base 1 to 2190 and encodes 729 amino acids. Gene Ontology annotation, molecular function: protein binding. Lineage: Eukaryota; Viridiplantae; Streptophyta; Magnoliopsida; Poales; Poaceae. The transcript has 3 exons.